AUGGACGACAGCAAGAAUUCCGCAUUCAAAGAUAUAGAGGAAUCCGAGAUAAACGACCCCUCAGCACGCAAGAAAGUAUCCCCCGAUCGAACCAUUUAUCUCUCGCGAGCCAUCCUCCCGAAGGAGGGACCGCUGAAGCUUUCUGAUUUCGGCGAAGCUAGGAUCGGGCCUGGUCCGUAUGAUUAUCCUGCCAUGCCUUUUCAAUAUCGCGCGCCUUACGUUACGCUCGAGGUGCCGUGGAGCUAUCCGGUUGAUAUUUGGUGUGUUGGGCUUACGGCAUGUGAUCUUCUCGGGCUGGAUAUGCUUUUCAAAGCGGAUCACACGGCCGGCGAUAUGUAUGGGGCAGCACACUUUGCGGAGUUGAUUGCCGUGCUGGGUCUGCCGCCUGCUGCGUUCCUAGAGCUCAAUCCUGAGAAGGCGGCUCGGUUCUGGGAUCAAGAGGGGAAAUGGAAGGAUGUUGUCCCUAUUCCGAAGAUAGGCAUGCUUGAGUCGUUGGAGGGUCAAUUGGGUCUACCUCUUGCGUUUGUCAAGUUCUUGCGCAGAACUUUGACAUGGAUGCCGAAUGAGAGAGCGACUGCUAAAGAACUUUUAGAGGAUCCCUGGUUGAAAGGUUGA
Molecule: messenger RNA, 615 nt
Organism: Penicillium griseofulvum
Lineage: Eukaryota; Fungi; Ascomycota; Eurotiomycetes; Eurotiales; Aspergillaceae
Exons: 3
Coding region: 1-615 (204 amino acids)
Biological process (GO): intracellular signal transduction; protein phosphorylation
Cellular component (GO): cytoplasm; nucleus
Molecular function (GO): protein serine/threonine kinase activity; ATP binding
Source: RefSeq, a predicted model, not a curated record